This is a messenger RNA of Talpa occidentalis (Iberian mole), 8791 nucleotides long. It is a transcript of the gene USP49, whose product is annotated as ubiquitin specific peptidase 49. Gene Ontology annotation, molecular function: zinc ion binding; cysteine-type deubiquitinase activity. The record is from RefSeq and is a predicted model, not a curated record. Bases 699 to 2747 code for a protein of 682 amino acids. Gene Ontology annotation, biological process: protein deubiquitination. NCBI's taxonomy places the organism in Eukaryota, Metazoa, Chordata, Mammalia, Eulipotyphla, Talpidae. Gene Ontology annotation, cellular component: cytoplasm. The transcript is spliced from 8 exons.
AAAUUCUUGAAACUGAGGGAGGGUGAAUGAGAUACUGGACUAGUACCAGGCGGAGUUAGGAAUAAGAGCGUGGUGCAAGGGGGAAAGCAAAUCGAGAUGAGAGAUGGGGCUUUUAUAGGACAAUUCAGAGACCAGAAAAGCUCAAAGGAGAAGAGAGUAAGGAUGUAAGAAGUGCUGGCUCUCUGGGGCAGGGUAGCUGGGGAAUUGUGUUAAUUGAAGAGGUUUGUCAAGAUCCCAGCUAAAAACAGGUGAAGAGGCAGGGCUAAAAGCAGUGAUGGGAGUUGCUAGGAAGAGAUGGGCCCCCAGGAACGAAAGGUUGAAAUGGGAAGGAGGGGAAGAGAGUAGGGAGCUAUGGGUGUCCUGGUGAAUGUGAAACUGAGGUAGAUUGCACAGGGGAGGAAUUAAAUGUGCAUGUUUUGGGGAGAUGCUCCAGAAGGUUUGUCUGGGUUAGGGCACACAGGCUGUAGUGAGGGAUCAAGUGCAGGGGGCCUUUGGUGCAGAAGAGGAGGAACCAUGAUUCUUUGGAUGGGAAGAGACCUUGAAAAGACCGCUAGCUUAUCCUGCAACUUCAGUCAAUAUCCCACUUAAAUCAUCCCAGGUAAUAGAGAAGAAGAAACCUAAUCAGUAACUGGAAUAAUAUGGAAGAGGAUGGAAAAAACUUGUUUAAUGGGUUGAAAGAGUGGAGACUUCUAUAAGACAUGGAUAGAUGCAAACAUGUAGGGCGGUUGCGGCUCGCCCAGGACCACUCCAUCCUGAACCCUCAGAAGUGGUGCUGCAGGGAGUGCUCAACCACCGAGUCGGUGUGGGCUUGUCUCAAGUGCUCCCACGUGGCCUGCGGCCGCUACAUUGAAGAUCACGCCCUUAAACACUUUGAAGAGACUGGACACCCGCUCGCCAUGGAGGUCCGGGAUCUCUACGUGUUCUGUUACCUGUGCAAAGACUACGUGCUCAAUGAUAACCCCGAGGGAGACCUGAAGCUGCUGAGAAGCUCCCUCCUGGCUGUCAGGGGCCACAAGCAGAACCCGCCGGUGAGGCGGGGGCGGACGCUGCGGUCCAUGGCAUCGGGCGAGGACACGGUCCCGCCACGACGCGCUCCUCAGGGACAGCCGCAGAUGCUCACGGCGCUAUGGUACCGGCGCCAGCGCCUACUGGCCAAGACGCUGAGGCUCUGGUUCGAGAAGAGCUCCCGGGGCCAGGCUAAGCUGGCGCAGCGGCGGCAGGAGGAGGCGCUGCAGCGCAAGAAGGAGGAGGCACGGCAGCGGCGGCGCGAGGUGAAGCGGCGGCUGCUGGAGGAGCUGGCCAGCGCCCCUCCGCGCAAGAGUGCGCGCUUGCUGCUCCACGCGCCCCGCAGCGCGGCCCCGCGCCCCGCCUCGCCGCCCGGGCCCGCUGGGGCCCGCCUCAAGCAGAGGCGCGCGCCCGCUGUGGCCCCGGGCGUCACGGGCCUGCGCAACCUGGGCAACACCUGCUACAUGAACUCCAUCCUCCAGGUGCUCAGCCAUCUCCAGAAGUUCCGAGAGUGUUUUCUGAACCUCGACCCUUCCCAGACGGAACAACUGUUUUCCAAAGCCACCAAUGGGAAGGCCCCGCUUGCUGGCAGGCCCGCCAGCAGCUCUGCCACCGAGCUGUCGGCCAGGAGCGACAGGGGUGGGUCCUGCGGGCGGGAGGGCCUCUGCUUGAACGGGGGCACAUCCAUCAGCAGGAGCCUAGAACUCAUCCAGAACAAGGAGCCAAGCUCGAAGCACAUUUCCCUCUGUCACGAGCUGCACACCCUCUUUCGAGUCAUGUGGUCCGGGAAGUGGGCCCUGGUGUCACCCUUUGCCAUGCUUCACUCCGUGUGGAGUCUGAUCCCCGCCUUCCGUGGCUACGACCAGCAGGACGCACAGGAAUUUCUCUGCGAACUGUUGCACAAAGUGCAGCAGGAACUCGAGUCUGAGGGUACCACCCACCGCAUCCUCAUCCCCUUCUCCCAGAGAAAGCUCACCAAACAGGUCUUAAAGGUGGUGAAUACCAUAUUUCAUGGGCAGUUACUGAGUCAGGUCACAUGUGUAUCAUGCAAUUACAAAUCCAAUACUAUUGAGCCCUUUUGGGAUCUGUCCCUGGAAUUCCCUGAACGCUAUCAUUGCAUAGAAAAGGGGUUUGUCCCUUUGAAUCAGACAGAGUGCCUGCUCACCGAGAUGCUGGCCAAGUUCACAGAGACGGAGGCCCUGGAAGGGAGAAUCUACGCAUGUGACCAGUGUAACAGCAAACGACGAAAAUCCAAUCCAAAACCCCUUGUUCUGAGUGAAGCUAGAAAGCAGUUAAUGAUCUACAGACUACCUCAGGUUCUCCGACUGCACCUUAAAAGAUUCAGGUGGUCUGGCCGUAAUCAUCGAGAGAAGAUUGGGGUCCAUGUCGUCUUUGACCAGGUAUUAACCAUGGAACCUUACUGCUGCAGGGACAUGCUCUCCUCUCUUGACAAAGAGACCUUUGCCUAUGAUCUCUCCGCAGUGGUCAUGCAUCACGGGAAAGGGUUUGGCUCAGGACACUACACAGCCUAUUGCUACAACACAGAGGGAGGUUUUUGGGUUCACUGCAAUGACUCAAAGCUGAAUGUGUGCAGUGUCGAGGAAGUGUGCAAAACUCAAGCCUACAUCCUUUUUUACACUCAAAGAACAGUUCAGGGCAAUGCAAGAAUCUCAGAAACCCAACUUCAAGCUCAGGUGCAACCUAGCCACAGCAAUGAGGGCAGACCACGGACCUACCCAUGAAUGGGAGACAAUUGUCAAGAACUGGCUUGCUUUUAAACUAUUGUGUCUGUACAUGUUUCCUGGUAUAGGAAAUAAGGUUUACUGCAGUAACAGAUUACUAGGUUUGCCUUGGUGGGUCUAGAACAGAAGGUACCAGGUGACUCAUAUCCUAUCAUAAAAUUUGUGACUUACUUUUGAAUGAAUUUGAAAAUUCCCUCCUUUGAUAAAACAAAUCAAAUGGAGUAACUUCUAUGAAGGUUCUUUCAUUAGUUGCUUCUAAACCUGGAGGGAUCUGAGUGGGGGAGGGGGUAAAUUGAUAACAUCCAGCCAGGUGUGCAGCCGUGUUUUCUUUCCAUUUAUAUGAGUCACCUACUAAUUGGGACUUCUUUGCAGCGGUAGCAGAACCCUCCUGAUUUGAGCAGCUCAGGACAGAGCAUGUGAGGAGGGACCCUGGAUUGGCAACUUGCUGGUUAAAGGUGGUUCCAAGGUGGUUGAUAAAGGCUAAGGAUUUAUUCCUACAAAGGAAGUAACCCUCAAGAGUUGAAAACUUGCAGACUUCCUUUUCCAGAGGAUAGGGUUGAAGAGGGGAGUGAGAUGCAUGGAGCAAAGUUCCCCAUGCAAAAUGGGAGUUUUUUCACAUGUCAUAACUCUCCUUGGCUACUACUGUUACUUAAUCACUCCAAAUCUUCUGAGACUGGCACGAACAUCCCUUUGUUCUAAAGGAGGAACAGUUCAUAUGGGGACAUAUACUUUGUGCAUGCUGAACCUAAGGGCACUGCUGACUACCCAAUUCUUUAGUACGUUCCUAGGUCAGGUCUACGGCAAGCACAUGAUUUGCCUUAAAUGGUCAUUAGGUCAGUUGUCUGAGGCUUGAAGGUGGGGCGGGUGGGCCAGGAUAGUGGGUGGUCCAACGCUUAUCUGAAUGCCUAUCACCCUUCUCACCUUGGUUCCGCAUGUUACAGCUUUUUUCUGCUCCUGGAGAGCUGAACUUUCUUAUUUAUGCAAGAUUUAGAGUUUUUGCUUUCCUGGAGCCUGGAAGUUGUUUAGGAAUAUGCCCCACCAGUUUCUUGCUGAUGGCCCUGGCCUAUUUCCUCCCAAAUAUGAUAAUUCCUGCUGUUUCUUUAUCCACCCACACUCAGGCCAUCAGAGAAAAAAGCAAGAGUGCCCUGUUCUUUACUCAAGGCUAUAAAAUGUACCUUUCUUUGUAAACUGGGUCAGUUUUCUAAGUGGGAUGAAACUACCCAGAUAGAAACUCUCCUCCAUGGAAUUGCCCUACUCAACCCCUUUCAAUCCUUCUCUUAGACUUGCAGUGUAAUGCAGACCAUAACUCAUUGUGGGGUUGUGGCAGCCUGUCUCAGCCCAUCACUUUGAAUGCUCAUCUUUUGACUGAGCUUACCAUAUUAUAUUUCAAUUCAGGUAGAAAUACAGUUGUCACUUGAAGGGAGUAGAUGUGGAAGGGAGUUUGGGGAGGGGUGGGAAGUUGGGAAAAGAGCGGCUAAAGUGGCUGAAAAAUGAGGAACGUAGCUUUAGUGAUGUUGUUGAGCCACAUUUCCUGAGGAGAGCUGCAGCAUUUGCUGUUAACCUCUUUUGAGAUGAACUCUCCACAGGACUGCCAGACAGCACUGAGACCUGGAGGAAAUUCAGACAGAAAAUGGCUUACCCUGACAGGAGUGGGGGAGUGACUAUAUUUUAAAUUAAACUUGCUUUUUCCAACACUGUGAGGUUUCUGUAAUAUUUAGCUUUUAUUUGGAAGCGAUAGUGUAUGGCAUUUUUUAUGCUGUUUGGUUUAUAUUGUCUACUGCAGGCUUCUUUAUACAAGUGUGGCCCGGGCUCACCGUCUCCUGGACACUGUUUUAAAGUGUCACAGCUGUUGCCCAUGCUGCCAGAGGCUCUGAUGUGAGGCUCUAUUCUCUAGAUCCGCAUUUUUAUGUUGGCAUUUUAUGUUGGUGAUGACUUUUUUUGUGGCAAUAGAAAAGCCCGUGAAUUAAUAACAAAAAAAUAAGGAGAGUAAAAAAGAAAAGGUGAAGGUGGGGCGGGGGGGGGGAGUGUGCUUCAUCUUUCAGUGAGUGCUGUAUUUAUUAUUCUAGAAAAAAGAGAACUUACAAGUGGAGAACUAAUAGAGCAUCUACUUCAUCCCUCCAGCUGUCUGGGUGAAACCCUUAAAAAUGGACAUUAAUGGAAAAUUAGAAUAUCUUCAAAUUUAAUUUUUAAAAAUAGUUUUAUACCAAACAUUAUAAGGAUUAUUAAGCAGACUUUGUAAGAUAAAUGCUUAACUUAGCUGAGCAUCCAUGGAUCAAAUUAAUGAAAUCAUUCAAAGUGAGUUGGAAGAGAAGCCAGUGCUAGCGCCCUCCCUGAGUAGCACACUCACGAAGGUGCCCCUGCGGUCCCAGACACCUCAGGAACCAGAGGUAGCGGCACUGAAUGCUCUUGAGGAUUUAGUACUUAACGGAGAUUUUAUUACAAUUCCCUACUGCAUAAGCCAAUGGCUGUUUUGAGGGACAUUCCCCUUGCCUUUAAUUUAUAUACAUUCCAAGUACAAGUUCCUUAGUUGCAUCUUACUUUAAAUUGAAACAUUCUAAGAAGAAAGUAAGAACCAGAUAGAAGCUGACUAGAUGCUGCCAAAUCAAAGCCCAGAUCUCGUCACUGAAGCUUGUGGGCCUCUUUCUCUCCCAGAUUAGUUAGGUCCUACUCCAGGAACCCUUCAUAGUUGGCUGGUGUGUUUACUUUCUACUCUAGCCAGCCAAGAUGAAUGCACCCUGGCUCUCAAAAAGGGUGUUUUACCUCAAACUAGCUUAACCCUCAUACUUGUGGUUGGCUCUGAGAUGAGCAUCCAUGCUAGUGUGAAAAACAUUAGGAAAGCCCUUAAUAGCCAGGAACAGAAGCUCUUAUUAAAUGGUAGGCAGAGCUCUUGCCAGCUUUGAUCCAGCCCCUCAGGCUGAGGGUGGGCAGUGCCACAUUAUAAAGAAUUUCCAGAUGUCUCUUAAAAUGUCAUGAAUAAAAUUGGAAACUGUAGAAGUUUAAUGUGUCCUAUGGACUCAAUAUCAGAGUUUAUUUUUCUUUUUACUAGCAAGGCUUCUAGAGUAAUGAUUGUGUGAGUUCCCUAUUUAGCUGUGCUUACAGUGCCAUCCAAGUGCAAGAACUAAUGUGUUGAUUGACUGGCAGUGGAGCAUGGCCCCUAGCCAGGCCCCAGUGUAAGCCUGAGGUUGACAGUAGUGCAGAAUGAAAACUUGGUAAUGGGGGGAGGGUGGGGGUGGGAUGCGGGUAGGCAGGCAAAGGAGGAAGAAAUGGAGUUUGUUUUACUUGCCAAUAAAGCUUUGUGAACUAAUUUUAUACAAUUCAUAACAUUUGGUGCCUUGUACCCAAUUAUGGUUUGCAUGGGAUUGAAGAUUAAGGGAAGGACUCCUUGUCAUGUCAAGUGGCAGACAAGUCUGUACAGUGUAGAGGAUUGGUAUCAGACUUUUUAAAAGCAUUUCGUAUCUCUUGUGUGUGAAAGCAAAUUAACUUACCAGCAAGUUCUGAAAUUUUACUGUAAUGUCCAGAAUCUUUGUGAUUAUUCAUCAAAUGGCUGCUUUUCAAGGCAGACUAUGCAUCCCAUUCUAUUCACCACCCCUUUAUGUUACAGACAUUAACUAACCUAGGCCUUUUCCAAUCAGGCUGGAAGGGCUCUCUCUUCCUAAACGUAGACUAAAUCCUAGUCCGGAGCUGUAAUUUGAGUGGAAGGAUUGCUUUUCCAGCUGGAUGGGUGAGCACAGACGUUCAGAAAAGGCAUUUUAAUUUUUCUAAUGCUGGGCAAUUUAUGGUAGAAGUCAAAAAUGGUUCCUGCUGAAGUAGUUAGUAUUCAUUAGUUCUUUUGCACAAAAUUUCAGGAAGUGGUGUAGAACACAAUCCCCUAUAUGUGAACCUUUAGAUUGUAAGGCAAGCCAGUGCACUGUGUAAUAUGAAAAAGAGAAGGCUCCAAAAACAUGUCCCAGCCCCCCAGACCUUUCCCUGGCAGGUGCUGACUGGGAUGGUGCUGAGCAGCUGUGGAAGGGGCUGCAACCCAGUCUGCUCACCUGCAGGGCUGUUUACAGCAUGUUCCUUUACUCAAACCUUAACUGUUUCCACUGAGCUCAUGAGACUUCACCAAAGGGUAUUUUAAAAACUCACCACUGAAGCACACUUGAUAAUUGGGUCCUCAAGCCUAAUUAGGUGAGGAGGUUGUAUCUUUGGAAUAAAACCUCCCAUGUCCACUUAGUUUUUACCAGUAAGUAUGCAUCUCCCUGGUGGUUCAGAUUCUUUUUUGAAGUCAGCACCAAAGCUGAAAAGAAAAGCGCCUUCUAAAUAUGACUGUGAGUUUAGUUUGUCUUCCACAUUUAAAUUAACCAUUCUCUUGGUCUCUGACUUUUGACAACUGUGUACUUGUUCAACCCACAUACUGCUCUAAAUACAUCAUAGUUUUCUACAGCAUUGAGGCACAUGGUCAUUUUUGUGGGCUCCUUUCAUUCCUACUUCUGCUGCCACAUUCCCAUUUAAAAUGUAAAUAGACCAUGUAAGAGAUCGUCAUAGCAUUACAUGGUCAUUAGCCAUGGCUCAAACUGCAUGACAGGUGUAAAACCAACUUCAGGAGAAUGUUAUGUGUUUAAAUGGUGAAAGCCAGCCUUUCAUUUACAGAAUGAUUAUUCAUCAGAAUUUUUGGAAACUGUAGACUUGGUAGCUGUAUUUGCAAUUCUUACCACUUUGAGAAAUCAAGCCAACUUUACCUUACCUGCACUAUGGCUUUAUAAACCACUAGAAAACAUUAUUACUUAAAGCUAAAAAUUAAAUUUUGAGUGAAAUUUGAAUUAUGCUUUUGGAAGCUACCAGUCUUAAUUUCUGUUGGGUUCUGGUUUUAAACUUGGAAAAUUUUUAUCAAACAGGCCUGUUCACAAUUGAGUACAUUCAGGGAGGUGCUGGUAUUUGUCGUAGCAUCAUUGUGAUGCAGGUCUGAAGGGACUUAGAAUCUGAUUCCCUUCUGGUCACCAUUGGUGGGAGGAGGGGUGGUGAUGACUUCACCUAAGCCUUGCUCUCAUGUGUAUAACCCUUCCCCCUCCAAACACCCAAUAAGAUAUAAACCUGUGCAUUUGUGAUCGCAGGGGACAUUCUUAGAGUCUCUGCUUCGUGACAGGCCAGACAGUGGCCUGAAUUCGGAGUCCUUCCUCCUACCAAAUAGGGAAUAUCUGAUUAAAACUCACAAGAGAAUGGUGCUUUUUUGGGGGAAAAAAAAAAAAAAUUUUAAAAAUCUAAUUCCCAAACAGCUUUCUUAUACCUGCAGGGUCAAAAAAGGACUAUUUUGUCCUACUACCUUCAGUGAAUAGAUUGCUAGAUAUAACAGCUGUCAGCCGUAACAAUUAUGCAUUUGUAUUGACCCGCCCUUUCCUAUUCAUGUCCUUUUAUCAUUCCAUACCAGUUCUAUAGGAGACUUGGCAUAGAAAAGCAGUAUUUAAAAAUGCUUAACAGAGUAAGUAAGCCAGAGAAAUUUGCCAAGAGGGACCUCUUUAUAUCUGCACAUCUUUCUUAAGCCUACCUAAAUGAAUGUUUCCAUGUCAGUUCCUACAUAUUCCAUUUCCAAAGAGUCAGAAAGCAUCUGUUAGUUCAUGAAGGAAGCAGCUUCCUCAAGCAGUGUCACUUUAGUGCCCAUCACCCAGGCUUACUCACACACCUUGCCUCUACCUGCACAUAACUGCCCUCUUUCUCCUAACAAGUCCACUCUAUUACAUCAACCAUUGCCUCUCUAGUGCCUGGAAAAUCCACCUGGUGCACUAAUAUGCUAUGCAACACCACAAAUGGCUUCUUCCCUAAUACUGCUCAAAAAUGGAAACUCAAGAAUAAGCUUCAUCCUAUGUUAACAUCAACGUAUGGUGAUUACAGUUUCUCCUUUUUUUCUUUUAAUAUAAAGCAAACCACUCCUGUUACAAUCCAUGUUUGGGGCUUGUUCCUGUCUCUUUUGAUUGUGAAAUCUAAAUCAUGUUUUUAUGAUUUUUGUAAAUCUUUUUACACCUUGUUUUUGUAAGCUGAAGUUUCUUAUUAAAAAAAUAAAACGGCUGUCU